Molecule: messenger RNA, 13040 nt
Organism: Manis javanica (Malayan pangolin)
Lineage: Eukaryota; Metazoa; Chordata; Mammalia; Pholidota; Manidae
Gene: POU2F1
Product: POU class 2 homeobox 1
Biological process (GO): regulation of transcription by RNA polymerase II
Cellular component (GO): nucleus
Molecular function (GO): RNA polymerase II cis-regulatory region sequence-specific DNA binding; DNA-binding transcription factor activity, RNA polymerase II-specific
Source: RefSeq, a predicted model, not a curated record
GGACGGCCUCGCACGCCCCCUGGCGCGCGCCCGGGGAGAGAAAGGAGCGGGAGGGGCGGCGAGGAGGGAGGAGGCGCGGAGGGCAGGCGGGGGGAGGGGAGCCGGAGCGAGGGAGGGUUUAUCGACCGGGCGAUUUUGGUUAAAAUAUUCAAAAUGGCGGACGGAGGAGCAGCGAGUCAAGAUGAGAGUUCGGCCGCGGCGGCCGCAGCAGCAGACUCAAGAAUGAACAAUCCGUCAGAAACAAGUAAACCAUCUAUGGAGAGUGGAGAUGGCAACGCAGGCACACAAACCAAUGGUCUGGACUUUCAGAAGCAGCCUGUGCCCGUCGGAGGGGCAAUCUCCACGGCCCAGGCCCAGGCUUUCCUCGGACAUCUCCAUCAGGUCCAGCUCGCUGGGACAAGCUUACAGGCUGCUGCUCAGUCUUUAAAUGCACAGUCGAAGUCUAAUGAAGAAUCGGGGGAUUCACAGCAGCCCAGCCAGCCUACCCAGCAGCCUUCAGUGCAGGCGGCCAUCCCCCAGACCCAGCUUAUGCUGGCUGGAGGACAGAUAACUGGGCUCGCGCUCACGCCCGCCCAGCAGCAGCUCCUGCUCCAGCAGGCGCAGGCGCAGGCGCAGCUGCUGGCGGCCGCCGUGCAGCAGCACUCGGCCGGCCAGCAGCACGGCGCCGCCGGGGCCGCCAUCUCCGCCUCCGCCGCCACGCCCAUGACGCAGAUCCCGCUGUCGCAGCCCAUUCAGAUCGCGCAGGAUCUACAGCAGCUGCAGCAUCUUCAGCAGCAGAACCUGAACCUGCAGCAGUUCGUGCUGGUGCACCCGACCGCCAGCCUGCAGCCGGCGCAGUUCAUCAUCUCACAGCCGCCGCAGGGCCAGCAGGGUCUCCUGCAAGCGCAAAAUCUUUUAACGCAACUACCUCAGCAAAGCCAAGCCAACCUCCUCCAGCCGCAGCCAAGCAUCACCCUCACCUCCCAGCCAGCAACCCCAACACGCACGAUAGCAGCAACCCCAAUUCAGACACUUCCACAGAGCCAGUCAGCACCAAAGCGAAUUGAUACUCCCAGCUUGGAGGAGCCCAGUGACCUUGAGGAGCUUGAGCAGUUUGCCAAGACCUUCAAACAAAGACGAAUCAAACUUGGAUUCACUCAGGGCGAUGUUGGGCUCGCUAUGGGUAAACUGUACGGAAAUGACUUCAGCCAAACGACCAUCUCUCGCUUUGAAGCCUUGAACCUCAGCUUUAAGAACAUGUGCAAAUUAAAGCCACUUUUGGAGAAGUGGCUAAAUGAUGCAGAGAACCUCUCGUCUGAUUCGGCCAUCUCCAGCCCCAGUGCCCUGAAUUCUUCAGGGAUGGUAAUGGAGGGCUUGAACCGCAGGAGGAAGAAGCGCACCAGCAUAGAGACCAACAUCCGUGUGGCCUUAGAGAAGAGUUUCUUGGAGAAUCAAAAGCCUACCUCGGAAGAGAUCACCAUGAUUGCUGAUCAGCUCAGUAUGGAAAAGGAGGUGAUUCGUGUUUGGUUUUGUAACCGCCGCCAGAAAGAAAAGAGAAUCAACCCGCCAAGCAGUGGUGGGACCAGCAGCUCGCCUAUCAAAGCAAUUUUCCCCAGCCCAGCCUCACUGGUGGCAACCACGCCGAGCCUUGUGGCGAGCAGUGCCGCGCCCACCCUGACGGUCAACCCGGUCCUCCCGCUGAGCAGCGCCGGGGCCACUAACCUCUCGGUUCCAGGCACUACAGACACCACGUCCAGCUGCACGGCCACCGUGAUUUCCACAGCGCCUCCGGCCGCCCCAGCCACAUCCCCCUCACUGAGUCCCUCCCCGUCCGCCUCGGCCUCCACUAGUGAGGUAUCUAGUGCCAGUGAGACCAGCACAACACAGACAACCUCUGCACCCUUGUCCUCGCCUCUCGGGCCCAGCCAGGUGAUGGUGACAGCACCAGGACUGCAGACAGCCGCGGCUGCCGCCCUGCAAGGGGCCGCUCAGUUGCCAGCAAAUGCCAGUCUUGCUGCCAUGGCCGCUGCUGCGGGACUGAACCCAGGCCUGAUGGCACCCUCACAGUUUGCAGCUGGGGGUGCCUUACUCAGCCUCAACCCCGGGCCCCUUGGCAGUGCCCUCAGCCCGGCCCUGAUGAGCAACAGUACACUGGCGACUAUUCAAGCUCUUGCUUCUGGUGGCCCUCUCCCAAUAACGUCACUGGACGCCACUGGGAACCUGGUGUUCGCCAACGCAGGGGGAGCCCCCAACAUCGUGACCGCCCCCCUGUUCCUGAACCCCCAGAACCUCUCUCUGCUCACCAGCAACCCGGUCAGCCUGGUCUCUGCGGCUGCCGCCUCCGCAGGGAACUCGGGGCCCGUAGCCAGCCUCCACGCCGCCUCCACCACCGCCGAGUCCCUCCAGAACUCUCUCUUCACCGCGGCCUCCGCUAGUGGGGCCGCCUCCACGACCACCACCGCCUCCAAGGCGCAGUGAGCCGAGCCGGCUGCCACUUCGACGCUGCGAGCUGCCCGGCCGCCAGCCAGGCCGAGACCGGACAGUGGGGACUGGCUUCUCCGGCCGUGCUGCCAGGGCAACGGAGAAAAGGAAGACGUGUGGAUGGAGACGGGACAGCGUUUGCCUAAUUUUGUAAUAAAACACUGUCUUUUCAGGAUUGCUUCAUGGAUUGGAGAACUUUCUAACCAAAAAUUUUAAAAAAAAGGAACAAAAAAAUCAAAAACAAACAUAAAAAAGUGAAAGGACUACUUAUCAUUUCCAGCAGUCAGGAUGACAAGUCAAGGUGGGUUACCAACUUCAGUAUAGGAAGGGGGUUUCUUGUUUGUCUAAAUUUCUUUUCUUCUUAAGAAAAUCAUUUCUAUGGGUCUGUUGUACAGGCCAUUAAGUCAUAACAAGGUGUUUAUAAUCGUAUCAAUUGCGUUGGGGGUUCCUUUCUAACUGGUACAAUGUAGGCAGGCCUGUAUUACUGUAUCUCUGUUAUUAUGGUUGUUGUUACUGUUUUUUUAUAUAUAUAUAUAUAGUUUGGACAUGUUUAUCUCUUGCUCCUGGAUCCUGUUUCAGUGAGCUCCCACACUGUGGGGAGGGAGGGUUUGGGGUAAGGGGGACUUAGGUUCUUAACUGCGGGGAAUGUUCUUGCUGGUUCCUUACCCUUGGUGACUCUUACAGAGGUGCUAGAAAAUUAUUUUCUUUGGCCACUUAUGCAAGAGGCUCGGUGCAGAAGCUGAAGGCAGUGUGUGCGCACGCCCGCACUGCACACGCGCCCCGCCCCAUCAGGUGGUGCCUUUGGAGCACUUUUGUGUAGGAAGGAAUUCCUGCUGAACUGCAGCUCUCACUCCCCCCGAAUCACUGAGCGACCCACGGCCCAGUCCCUGCUGCGUUCGGGGGGAUGCUGUGCGCGUCGCAGGGCAGGAUUGGGUUCCGAAGAGCAAAGACUACUGCUGACACCUGACUUGGUGGUUCUCCUGACUUCUUAUCUCCUGAAAAAUGCUCCUACUGUUGGUGUGUGUGUUUAUUUUUUCCAUUUUGUGGAGGUUUUUCAUCCCAACUUCCUUUGACUUGGCAAAGAACAGAUUGAUGAUUGAAACCGGGAAAACUUUUCCCCUCUUUAGUUUUCUCAUGGAGCUCUGCUGCAUUGCCCCUGCACGGGUACCACCGGAGGAGGGUCUGAGGCCGCCGCCUUCUCCCCUGGCCACAGACCUCCUUUCCCCGGGCGGCUUACAAGGUCCUGACCCUGAGCCCCGCGCGGCUCUCUGACCAGAGGGCGCUUGCCAGCUGGGCACGGGGCCCACAGCGCCCCUGAAGGCCUGCGGGCAGGAGUCUGUUAGCGGUGCUCCCACUGGGGCCGUCUGAGUGGUAUUUGUGUUCAGGGUGUUUCUAGACUAUGGAAAUGAGCCCAUGGAAAGCAGAUGAGUUGGUGAAAGUAGAUGAAGAGGAAUGAGAUAACUUGGAAAUUAGAUUCCCCCUUUUGUCAGGGUACUAUCCUUAUAGUAUGAAUCUGUACCAGAACACCCCCCAAAGACCGGGUCAGCACAGCUCCCUGAGCCGCCUCUCAUGGGAGUGCCGGCUCCCGCCGGGGGCUGGGGCGCCUGCUGACGUCUCUCGUGGUCCCCCUUCAUUGUCCGCUGUGUCUGCGAGGGGGCUUGGGGUCCUGGGUCUGCCUCUCCACCCGCGGCGUCAGGAAGACAGGGACAUAGAUACAGUGCGUAUUUUCGCUCGUGACCCUCCAAGUAGGAGGCAGGCACAUGAUAUUAAGGGCCCGAGACAUUUUAGUCCCCUGGUUGAUUUUUCUUUUGUACUUCUGUCUUCCUAUUUUAUUUCACAAAAUAUUUAAUUACCACCCUAAAUUUCCUCUCGUCACCCUUCACCUUCCCUAAAAUCCCUCCAAAAUCAGUGAACUGCAAGCAGGGAAACUAACAAAUGUCCAUCCACCUUUUCUAUGUGUGGUGUGUUUUUAAUGUUUUUUGUUUAACUAAGCUUGAACCAAAGUCAAUUUUUUAGCAAGCUGCUGUACUAAUGGACUAGUUUUUAACGUGCAGUUCAGACACAUUGAGGAGAUAGAUGCUACUGACAAUUUCCUUUUUCAUUUGUCUUUAUUAAUUUUAUAUAAAAGUUGCUGCUUGUUUUUAAUCUUUUAUGUUGGUAAAUUUUAAUAUCCUCUGGGCAGACAUUAACUUGAUUUUUAGGUAGUUUAUUUAGUUUGGUGUGUAACUAGAAUGGCAGUGUCAGUUACUAAUUUUCCUUCUCUCCAUCCAGCUAUUUUUCUGGUGUAGUUAAGUUUAAUCUCUUCUCCUGCCUUGACAUCUCUAACUUUAGUCUGUGCAAGUGAUAUUAGGGCUGUCAACAAUGCCGUAGCUGCCCCUGGGGGUGAGCCCUCCCUUGGGAGUGGUUAGCUAGGAGGAAGGAUUCAGGGAGGGAAGUGCUGAUGCCCGCCGUACUGGAUUAGAGGUUAACAGCAUUAAUUUCCCCAGAUUUCUACCAAAGCAAAGUGUUCAGUCCAGGGACCCCAGCCCAGUGGAUUAUGAAAAGGGCCAAGGAAAGGCUGUCUUGUUUCUUUGUUUGCCUGUGUGAUUGAAAAGAUGUUCCCCUCUCCCAAAUGAGAUUCACAGACUUUAAUAGUUAAAGGAUAGUAAGCUUUAAAAGUCAGUGCGAUGGUCUUCUGUUUCCUGCCCUGUCUGUUUUCUCUAGUCAGUUUGGGAUAAGGAGAUGCUGCCUUUGUGUGUGUGUAAGAUCACUUGAUGAGGGUCAACCUUAAACCAGCACAAAAAUCUGUGUCCAAAAGAAGAAAUAAAUCCUUAGACAAAGGUAACUUUACACAUUUUUCUCUUCUCUUACUUAAAAACAAAUUGUGAAAUGGAAGGUACAUUUGUACAUGUACAAUGUGAAACACUAAAACAGCUGUUGAUAGGUGUUUGGGUUAAAAUCAGCUCCCCAGCUACACCCCUAGGCAGUCUGCUGGUCACACCGCCUCAUGACCCAACCUUAUUCCUUACUCCACAUCACAUUUUUUAUCAUCUCAAGAAAUGCUUUUUGAAUGGAAUGAAUUGCCUAAGCUUGGGUUCUCAGGCAUGACUUUCAGCCACCUUAUACGGGAGAGCCUGGGAUCACGGGGGCAUAUGACCAGAGAGGCUUUGGCAGAGUCCCCGCAUUUCUAGGCAGAAGGGCCGAUAGGCAUCACAAUUCACUAUGUCGUUCUUUCCCCUCCAUAAUGUCUGUGCAAGUUUUCUCUCACCCCUGCACUUGGUUAACUCGUGUUAAGCCAAAGACUGAUUCUGGAUGAGUGUGAUACUGUAUCUGCCCGUGGUGACCUCCCUGGGGACUGGGGAGUGGACUUGUCUGAACCCUGGUUGUUACAAGCAGGCAGUUUGGUGGUGAACUUUAUUUAUACCCUGAAUAAAUCUGAAGGACAGAGCAGAAAUACCUUGAAAAGGACUUCGCAUAGGAACAGCAUCACUGUUUCUGAUUUAGGAAAUAGGUUUAGUGCUGCAUUGGCUUCAAUGUUUCUGAAGUUAUAUAGGCAGCUUCUUAGAAUUAAAACAAGUUCAUAUCCAUUACCUGAUACAAUACACAAUUCCUUUUAUUUAUUUUUGAUAAGGAUCAGUACUUCCCAAUUUACUUACUACUCAAGAAAUGGAACCAAAGGAAUCCAACUCUUGUUGGCCACACCUGUUUGUAUUUCAUGGUAGUACUAUUAGAAACUAGGAUUUUUUUUUAAAGGAAAAUAAGAUGAAAGAUUUUUAGUGAGAUUCUCUUGCCAAUUUGUUCUACGUAAUUAAUUGUUGGGGGAAAAGCACAAUUAUACCUCUUUUUUAUGUUAGUUUGUCCUUCAUUUAUUUGGGAAGGUGGGCAAAACUCUGUCUAUAUUAUUCAGAAGCACAGAUACUUGCUUGACACAAUAUUUAAAUUCAGCGCAAUCUUUAACAUUAAAUUUUCUAUUUAAAUUGCUGGGAAAGCUGGAUACAUUUGCAAAUAGAGGAAAUUAAUGCAAAUUUUUAAGCUUAUAAAACCCAGUAAUAAACAUUGCAGUUAGUGAUAAUAAACACUUGGCCUACAGAAGACAGACACUCUUUGUAGUUCAUAGUGUACACUUGUUCUCAAAACAUGUCGUCCUCACAAAAUUUCUUUACCAAGAGAAAAGUAAAAUCAUGGAGCUACAAAGACAGAAGUGCUGAGGGGGAGAAGUCAGCGGCCGCCCGGGAGCAGCAGGCCCCCCAAGGUCAGGCUGCAGUCUGAAGGCCCCAGUUAAAGAAGAGCCUUCAACAGUUCAUUACAAGAGUUUGGUCAAAUGUUUUUACUAAGUCAGCUUCAAAAAUUGGUGAACUUAAAGUUUGUUUAUCCUUCAAAGCAUGUUUAUUGGACCUGAAAAUGUUAAAAGACCAUCAAUACUAAUGGAGAAAAAGACUAAAGAUCUGAAAUUUAAAAUUACUCAAAUGGGCAAGAAUUAAUGGAUCGAUUUGAUGCUGACCCAUAUGAGUUCAUUUGUAUGUCUGUGUGCUUGAAAAGCAUUUAAUAUGUGGCAGUGUUCGUGUAAUCAUAGCCCUGGCCAUUUUGAAGUCAUUUUCAGUCUUCAGAUAUUUUGAGGGCAACAUUUUAUAAAUAGUAAAUCUUUCUUAGCAUUUACCUUCAUUUUUGAGAAGGAAAAAAAACCCUGCUUUGCUAUUCCUUUAAGAAGAACUAAGAUCAGCUAUUACACAGGUUUGCAUAGAUGGCACACACAAUACAGACAUGAACUUGGACAGAAAUAGGACAUAUAAAUAGUUCCAUUGUUAAAGGCCCAUGCUAAUGCUAUCUGUAUUUUCUUAAUCCAAAGAGAAUAAAUGGGACACCCCUGAGAUUUCCAGUAAGAUACUUGGAAAGAUUCAAGCAGGAGGCAGGGAAUAGUUUUUUCUCAGUCAGUCCAUUUUACACCCGUGUUUCCAUAGUUUGUGAACUGUUGCUUUCUUUCAAUCAUCCUUAGUUGUGAGGCAGUUCCUUGUUUUGGCUCUUCUCAUGGCCUUUGCUAAAAGCGGUGAGCUUGAGUGAGUCUUCUGUCGAUCCUGAAAUCUGGAUCCCCUUCCCUCCCUUCUCCUCCUUUCCUCUCUGAAUGGUGAUGGUGAUACCUUAGUUCAGGAGGAUGAUGCUGGUGGGUAACAGCUAGCUUCUGGCACCUUCAUAAAAUACCUCAGCAUAGCUUAGCAUUGUUGCAGAACUGGUUUAAAACUGAAAACCAAAUAAAUGAAAGAAAAUAACUUUAUAAAUAGUGAAAAUAAUUCUAGCUGUAGCAUUUAGUUGAACUGAUGUUUAUUAUGAUUGAUCAAACAUGAUUGAUGCUGUAUGCAUUUGGGAUCCUGUUUAUAGAUCACAGUUUCUAGGGUUGGGGAGGGCUGGGGUGGGGGAAGGGGAGGUGUUGAUCAUGUUAGAAGGAAAACGUUGCUCAUGCGUGUCUGUUGGUUUUUCCUUAUCUGUCUUGCCAAAGGGAACUUAACCAUCCCUGGGACAGUUUGCCCCUGGCCUGCCUGUGGUCUGACCUGCACUGCAGUGUGGUGGCGGCAGGUCACACGGGCUGUGCUGUGCGUUAGGUUCAGGGUCCCCUGGGGCGCUUGCAUCCCGUCCUGUGGCUACCCUGCCCCCCAGGCCCUGCCCGCUGUCCUAGGGAUCCAUUACCUCUGUACGCAGCAAGGGCUUAGGCCGCGGAUGAAUGUGGGACUGUGUGGGCGUGUGGCCGACAAACAGGCAGGAGACCUGCGCCGCUGGGGAGGUGAGUGGCGCUGCAUCUUAAUCCAGGACGACUAAAGCAGGGGGGGCUCCUGGCGCCGCCCCCGCCACGUUGGAGGUGCGGGUGGCAGGGCCACGGUUUGAGACCUUACUUCCUUUUUUCAUGCCAAGGCUGAUUCUGUCUAGACCAGAAAUGCAAACAACAAAACCCAACCAAGUUGAAAGCCAGCCUGCUUGCCUCACGCCUGUGACCAGGUGUGACCUGUAGGGAUUGGUCGGCUGCUGAGACUGCGGAGAGGGUGGUUCUGGGUGGGAGUGCGAGCGCCAGGGGAUGCCGGCGUGGGGACGGUGAAGCGCCCGUGCCCCCGCCACACUGUCUUGCCUCCCCAAGUUCAGGUACAGGCUAAGCCAGCACGGCUGUCUUUGAAUAAAUGACCCAUCUCACAGAACUGAGUGGGAUUUGGUUGGAAUAACUGGGUCAUUGUUCACCCUGACGUCUUGAAGACAGGUGGAGGGAGAGGGAGCAAAACGUUGCUGGGAUUCGGAAGAGCCUCCCUUUGUCUCUCCCCCUUCUCCACUGCCCCCUCCCCGCUUUUUGAAGGAAGUCUUCGCUGACCUGCUUGGCAAAGAGAUGCUUACAGUUUCCCUCCGCCGGCUCUGGGGGCGGCAGGCCGGCUGGUGUAGCAGAGAUGGUCUUGGGAUUGCUGGGAAACGGGGAGGGCAAAGAUGGGGUAGAAUUCUCUCUUUUAUUUCCCUUUAUUAACACUUACAAUAGAACCAGUACAGCCUGUUUGAGCUCAGACGGUGUUAGAUGUGCCGCCUCUGUUAUGUCGCUCGGGAAGGCGAAGCGUUUUCAAGAGCACGAUUACUUGGAAAACCGAGGCCUUCCAUCAUCCUCCCCCGGAACUGUAUUGUUCCACAAUGUUUUUAUACACAGGCUGCGUAGUUUGUUGUUUUGGUGUCGUAUUGUUAGGACACAGAAAGGGAAAGAUGGAAAAGAAAUGUGUUGCUCUCUUAAUAUUCCAUCAAAAAAUGAUCAGGUUGCAGAAGUUCAUGAAAGCUUUACUACUAAUCUCACUGUUCUGAUCUUAUGUAAAAGUGGUGUUAAUAUUGUGUGACUCUUCGAAGCGCUAGGUAGGUUUGUAAGUAGGUAAUAGGGAUACCGAAGAUGAGAGCACUUGGAACAGGUUAUGGGAAAGCGGGGUGUGCACGACGGGACCCCACUUGGAGCACAGAAGGGAAAUCCCGGGGCUGGGCAGGCAGGUGCAGCUUGCAGUUCUGUGUCACUGAUCUGCCCGCGCUGCACGGGGCCCAGCCACCCAGUACCACCUCCGGGUUCAAACCCCAAAACAAAUUUACUGUGAGAAAACAGGGAGAUCUGCAGCGAAGUUCCCUGUGUUCUCUUUGUUUACUUGUUCACCGUUGUUCUGAAUCAGCCACAACCUCACAGAAGCGGCUUACGGCUUCUUCCCUAACUAGGCAGCAGCACAGAGUUCUCUACCAUCAUAUCCCCGGUCUGCAGGCAGACAGCUGGAUACAGUGCUGUUGAAAAUGACACCUCUAAGUACUUCUUUAAAAAUGGGGAUCUCCUUCAAAUGAAAAAAGACAGAGCCAAGUAGGGAAAAGACUGUGCUCCCCCCACCCCCCAAGCUUUCACAGUGUCUCAAAGUCUGAAGAGUAAAGCAGGAAAUGAAAUGCACUUUCAGAAGCUAAAGUGACAGCUGUGUUAGGAGAGGCUGUGGCCCGAGGCGGGGAGGGCCCCAUGCCCUUGGUCGCAGGGCUGCACGUCUGCAGAAGGCACAUACUUUUUUCUAAGAGGAGAGCAGACCGAGGCCGGCCUGGCUGUGUUUAAACCCGCGAGGAGCUGGGAGGGGGAAGAAAGGAGGGGGGCCAGGCGUGGAACCACACUGGCGCUGGCUCCUGCCCCCACCCCGGCUGCCGGGCAUCCCUGAGGCCAGCGGUGGGCAGGGCAGAUGCCCCUGAGCUCCACCCCUCUGCCCGAGUGGGCAUGUGGCCUGCUCUGCCCACAGGCGGUCCCUCCCAGGAAAGCCCUCCUCUCCAGGAGACCAGGGUCGGCUCCCCCGUCCGCGGUAGUAGCGAAGCCUAGGUGAGUAAGCGUGGGUUCCCACCCACCACGUCCAGGAGCUGUCUAUACCUCAUGUCUAACUCGUGACUGGGUACCUUGCUGUAACUUUCUCUAAACCCGACAGAGUUGCCAAGCCCGCCCCCCCCUCAGCCAUGCUGAGCUCUGGCCUAUAGCAUCACGGGACCUGUAGCCUAGGGUGGGACCCCCGAAAGCCUCUGAAUGUCGCUGCUGAAAAGCUACUGCAAACCGAGGGCAAAUUGCAAUCUCUGAUUCCUUCCGUGCGCGGGGCCUUCUCAGGCCUCCGGCCGCCCGCCUCCCGGCCUCCGUCCCGCAGGGGCCGCCGCGCACCCCUGUUCUCGACGCGGGCCGCCAGGCUCCGGGCACUGCCUCAUCCCCUCCGAGGCCUCAGGGUUCUGCUUAUUUUCAGGACUUUGGGUGGAAAGGAAAAGACACCAAAGGCUCCUUUACGCUGACUGCUGCAUAUACAUCUCACUUUUUUUUCCUUUGACAUGACCAAAAAAAAAAAUCCAAAUAUUUAAGUUUUUAUUAUUAUUAUUAUUAUUAUUAUUUGACAAUCUUGUAUCCCGUGGGCUCUCCAGAAGCUGCAUCCCCAGCCCUUUCGCCUUUUCUUUGAAUGUAGUUCCCAGCCUUCAAUUCCCACCCCCAGUGUUGGAAGGAAAAGCUUUGCCAGGUCUUAAUACUGCUGCUAUAAGCCAGGGUAGGGGGGUUUCUUUGUUUUGUUUUGUUUUGUUUUUUUAAAUUUCCAGCCAAAACCAAAGAUUUCUUAAUGAUUGUAUAAACUCAAAACAAACAAAAAAACCAAAGAAAAGGGGAGUCUUCAGCAUCAAUCCGGUCUGUGGCGUCCUGGCGUUUAGAGGAGUGGGGCGGGGCGGGUAGGGGCCUCUGACCUACCAAAAGGACAGGGGGCUCCUGCGCCCCUUCCGGACUUUGCAGGGGUGCGCACCCAGGCGCUGUGGCUCUUGCCCACAUGGGAACGUGCCCUGGAACAAAUUGGCAUUUGCGAUUUUGCAGGACCGCAUCACCACAUUGAUCCACGCAACCACCACGGUCUGCGCGGGGCCUAGGAGGGUGGGGGCUGCACGGUGGCCGCGACUCCACAGAGUGGGGGAAGUUGAAGACACGGGGCUGGCUGCUCUGCUGGGUGCUUCCACCUCUGGGCCGGGGCGGAGAGUGCUCGCCCGCGUGCCCAUCUGAGCCUUCUUUCUCUUUCCCUUUACUGGAACUGCUUGGAAGUGGCUGUCCUGUUUGUGUGAAAACACAGAAGGAUUAUCAAGCUUUUCGUUUCUCCCGUAGUUUGUUUCCUUCUGGCAGCACCACCGUGCAACUAUGCAUUCGUGUUUCACAACCUUUUGUGCUCGGUAGAUGCCUGGGGCUUUUUAACUCGGGGGUGGGGGGAUUGCAAAUAAAGGGACUUUUUACAAGGAUCUUUUUAAUCUCAGUUGAUUGGGGAGGUGGGAGGUAUUUGGUUCUAGGGUCAUACAAGCUCUAUCCCAAAGCAAAAUCCAAAUGUUAAUAAUAUUAGCCUGAUGCAGAUACCAAAGAUAAUUUCUUUCCUGCAGAACCUUAGACUUGUGUAUUAAGUACGAUUACCCAGCACUUGCAUUAGUCUAACCUCAGUAAUUCCAAAGCUUAGAUGUAUAUUUUGGUAUAUUUCUGGGAUAUUAAAAAAAUGUCAUUUAACUUCUUGUUCGUUUCAGUGUAAUGCUCUUAAAGUCAUAGCAUGAAAAUAACUGAGCUGUCCUAUUCUUAGUAGUUUGAAAUAUAGUAUUUUUGUAUGUUUUGGGUGUGUGUCUAUGUAUGUAUUAACAUAACAAUUUUCACUGCCUAGGUGUUCCUAAUAAAAAAGAAAAUGAAAAAGUUCCGAGUGUACAUAAUAUUCAGUAAUAAACUUCCACCAGGUUCAAUUUCGGCUGCAUAUUUGCUGAUUACCGUUCCCAGGUGGGAUUUGGUUUUGUCUUAAAUAGACAGUGAUCCUAUUUUUCUGAAGAUGUUUUCUUUCUGUCUUUAAAUUCUUAAUUCCUCCUCCCUUUUUCUUCUCUUGCCUUUCUUUCUUUUUUUUAAUGUUGAUUCAGGGGUGUUUUUCCACUGUUGUCAAGGGAGGUACAGAAGGGGUACUGGCCCCUUGGCCUCCCAAAACUUUUUUGUUUUAUGAACUUUAAAAUGUGAGUUCGAGUUCUCUUUUGUGGAAACCUAAGAUGUGGUGUAAAUGAUUCUUUCCAAAAUUGCCCAAUAGCUUUAAUGAGGCAGUGACAAUUGGUAGGUAUUUUUUGGGAGUCCUUUUACGUUUCUCCUUGGAUGGCACUGAGAACUGGGUGGCUAUUUUGUAGCCUCACUGCCCUGGAGCGCCUGGUUAGCCAUUUCCCCUCUGAUAGAUAUUUUGUAUUUCAUAAGAAUCAACUGACAACUUGGAUGGAGUUCAGGACCUUGUUAUCUGGGUCCCUGGGAAACACAUUUUCUUGGCUUUGAAAGCCCAAAACACAAGCAGUUUUGUGUUGUGGGGAAAUUAGCUGACACCUCCCAACGCCAGAGGUGGUGGGGAGUAUGGUGCUGCCCCUUGAACAGUGCCCUGGCCGGGGUCCCCUCCUGGGGCUGCCUGCAGGGGCCGGGCUUGGGGGAGGUGAGUAGGUGACCCCGAAUCAGAAUGAAAUGGUAGGUUUUGUGUAGAUGCAUUUGUCUGCUGUAAUUUUUUAUAUAUAUUAAACUAACUGUAACUGUACAGUUCAUUUCUGUUGUAAAACAUCAUUAAACCAUUUUCCAAGUGUUU